Molecule: messenger RNA, 2983 nt
Organism: Salvelinus fontinalis (brook trout)
Lineage: Eukaryota; Metazoa; Chordata; Actinopteri; Salmoniformes; Salmonidae
Product: thrombopoietin receptor-like
Exons: 12
Coding region: 78-2072 (664 amino acids)
Biological process (GO): hemopoiesis; positive regulation of cell population proliferation; cytokine-mediated signaling pathway
Cellular component (GO): external side of plasma membrane
Molecular function (GO): cytokine receptor activity; protein binding
Source: RefSeq, a predicted model, not a curated record
ACACACUGACACUCUCAGACAUAGAGGUUCAUGGAUAGUGAUGGGGUAGGUUAGACAUACCUGUGGAUGUAUAUGUCAUGGAUCUCAAUCUCACCCGGAGGAUACUCUGCGUCUGGCUCUGGACCAUAGCAUGCUGGGUGAAUGUUCUGGGGCAGGGGACCAGGCCUGGGGAUGGGGCUGUCCCUCAUCUGUCAAAGAAAGAUGUUCUACUGUUGGCGGAUGAUGCAGAUCCAAAGUGUUUUACCAGGACACAGUAUGACUUCACCUGUUUCUGGGAGAUGCCAGACAACAAGUCUUAUGACUUCUUCUAUAGUAACGAUGAUCGGGAGGAGAAGAGGUGUAAUCUGAUUCUACAGAGGACAGAGGAGGGGCAAAUCCUCCAUGUCUGCUCCUUCCCCCCCUCUGAUGUCUUCCUGUUCACCUUCACACACAUCAGAGUGAUGGAGAGCAGCUCCAACUACACACUAUAUGCACGCACUGUCAGCGUCGAGGACCAGGUUCUCCUGGACCCCCCUGUGAAUGUAUCCCUUCACCCGACAGGGCAGACUGGGCAGUUCCAGGUGGCGUGGCACACACCCAGAGAGUGGGAGAACAACAUGCAGUAUGGGAUACGUUACUCUUCCCAGAGCCUGAGGGAGAGAACGGAACUGAUAAAGCCAGUGAGGUCCCAAAUCCACAGCCUGGUCUCUCUGGCGCCAGGGGAGGUGGUCAGCGUCCAGCUGAGGGUCAAACCCAACGGCUACAGCGAGAAAGAGACCAGCGGUCAUUGGAGCGACUGGUCGGUCACCAAAACUGCCAUGGUUCCCCAGAGUGCAGCUGAUAUCUCAUUGUUGUGCCACACUUCUGACCUGCAAAACAUCACCUGCCAAUGGAAUGGGCAGGCCUACAGAGAUGAUACUUACACCAUAUACUACAAGCUGGGACCCAGUGAACGUGAGGGCUGGAGAGAGUGUAUGCAGAAUGAGAACAUCUCCUACCGUUGCAGUUUCCAUGGAGCAGAGUCCAGUGAGAUACGGGUCAAACUCAGCGCUGGUCCUGCUACUCCCAGGCGGACCUUCUACACUGAGCCUUUCAGACUCAACAACAGCAUUCAAACAGCCCCUCCUGGGAGGCUGAGGGGACAAUGGGAGAAGGGCAGGCUGUGUCUGAAAUGGGACACCCCCCUAUUGGCCCUGUCUGUCCACCUGAUGUACCAGCACCGCUACCAGCCUCGAGAGGAGACUGUCUGGAAGCUGGUGAUCCUGCAGGGCCCAGAGACCAGUACUUGUCUGGACAUUCAGACUGGAGUUCAGUACUACAUCCAGGUCAGAGCCAGACCCAACGGGUCAGUCUACGCUGGCUACUGGAGCGACUGGUCACCCCGACUCACUGUGGACACGCCCUCCGACAUAGGUGCCCUCAUCUCCUGCAUCCCUCUCAUGGUGCUCGUUGUAUCAGUCGUCUUUAUCUCCAUGUUCUCCAGGUAUCUCAGUAAGCUCAAACAGUAUCUGUGGCCACCAGUCCCUAACCUUGACAAAGUACUCCACGGCUUCCUGACAGAUAUCAACGGACAGACUUGGGACCCUCCCUUCAACAUCAAGCAGUGUUCAGAGGAGACCGCAGCCUGUGUCGUGGAAAUCAUGUCUGAGAGGGAGGCUCCAGGCAGAGGGAUGCUUCCCAGGGAGUCCCCCUUACUACUCUCCCCAGAACAAGGCACUUCAGGCGGGGAGGAGGAGAGCCUGCCUACCCUGGUCCUGGAGGUCAGUCCGGAGUACGUGACCCUGACCAUGGAUGACGUCAUCCCCCGUCUCGGAGGGAACGAGUACGUGUACGAUGGGGAGGUGGGGGCGGAGUCUCCGAGUCUGGGGGUGGGGGGAGAGGGGGUGCUCCAGGUGAGGUGUCACUGCUCCUUUACUAGGUCCUCCAGCUUCCCAUCAUCCUCCAGUACCACGGACAUCCACAACCACUCCUACCUACUGCUGGCCGAGCACCCCAUAGAGAGACUGGACUAUCCAGGGCAGCAGGGCGCCCCCCAGGGCUGCAGGGUCUAUGUCAACCUGGAGGGCACAAGCUCAGCAAACACAAAUGCCUGAUUGGCACUCUGGCACAGCACAACACAACAAGGGCACACAAAUUCAUGAAAAAGACAUGGGAAAAAUAGAUGAAACCAAGUACAAAAUACAAGGGGGAGGCUUUAAAUAUCAAAUGUGCUAUUCUCAAAACAAGGAUAUAUUUAGGAUACUUUGCACAAUGCUGGAUGAAAUAUCUUAAUGUGUCUAGGAAAAUGUAAGACACAGCUCAAGUGUGCUUGUGGAUAUAAAAGGGACUUCAGACAGUUACAAAACGUCAACCCAAUAUCCAUUACAUCACUAAUAAAACAGGUCAUUGAAUAUGUCAUUCAUUUGUAGCAUGUACAGUACAUUGUAAAAAGGUGUGACUAUUAUUAUAGAUUUAGUUUGGGAUUUGUGGGAUAACAUGCCAGGUGUACCCAAAUCUGGACGGACUUUGAUAUUUUCCUUGGACAUACUAUAAAUAUAUAUCUAUUUUUCUUGUCUUAUGCCUAGCUGUACAGUAUAUGUCUAUCGUUAUAUUUUCACCCUACAAACUAUGCUAUCUUCAUUCGAGCCAUGUCUGGAAAGCCGUACCUGUGCAAGUAAUGUGUUCAAGUAAUGUAUUCAUGAGUACAUGAAGAAUGGAAAAGUAAGCCUACAAGUAUUGUUAAAUAUCUUUAUGACAUUUGUAUAUUCAAACAAAAAGAAUACAGACAAUCAUAAAACAAACAAAAGCAACAUUAAAAGGUUUGAAUAAGGAUAAAUGAGGAAAGUCAAAUGGCUAACUCUGAUGAGGAACUCUAGUUCUCCCUCCAACACAAUGAGUUGAAGCCAGAUCUAAAUUUCCUUCCAAAAGUUUGUAACAAGGGUAAUUUUCAGCAAACACACACAAAGCCAAUUAAGUCAUGAUCUCUUGUGUGCUUGGAUUAAAACAUAAUUCUAUAAUAAAAUAC